UAAGAGCGGAUAUCAUUUUCUGUGCGUUUAAUUGGCGGCAUAGUUUUGAGAAUCAUUUCUUUUUCUAAAGACAAGCGCGAACCCAAAAACGAAACUCGCGAUUACACGUUACACACAAUUAAAAUUUUUGCACGUUUUUAGCACAUAAACCGAUUUCCAAUUGAGUGAAACAGUGCCAAAAAUUUCGCAUAUUGCCCAACUAACAUCGCCCAAGAUGUCAGUGCGACCUGUGUCCCCGAAAGUUUUGUUGGACAUAAGCUACAAACCCUUGCCCAACAUCAUGGAUUUACAGCACAAUGUCAUAAAAUUGAUAACGGUAGACCAACAGGCGUACAUGCACCAGAACAUGCAACAGCAUCCCAUGGAUCAACAAAACCUCUACGGCCAACAGCAGCAUGGACAGCAGUUGCCCCACAUGAACAUCAAUGGACGGCAACACCACUUGACGGCCAAUGGUAACAAUGACUAUAUGUGCUAUGGCGUUGGCCCCGAUCACGAAGAUACCGACUACAAUAUUCCCAGCAGUGAAAUACUCAGCACCAGCAGCAACAGUGCCAGUUCCACGCCCAAUAGUCAAACCCUUGGAUCACCUGAAAUGAACAAUAAUAAUAAUAACAACAUCACAUUCGGUCAUCAUGAACCGCAGCAGUAUCACAUCAACGAGAAUGGCAAACGCAGCCGGGAAUAUGAUUGUGGCGGUGCCAACGACUUAAUGCAGGAUAGCAAGAAGUUGCAUAUAAGCCCUUUACACCCGGCACAGGCACAACCUCAUCAACACAUGUCACAGCACUAUAUCCACCAAGCCGAUCAGAAAUUCUUUGUGGAGUACUUGCCGACUACCGUGAAUGAGGUGAAUUCUACAAUGCAAGGCAGUGGCAGUGCCCCUGUCGGUGGUAAAAUGGAUCUCCAAAAUUGUGCAACCUCACCGCAAUUCGAGUUUGUCGACGAAGAAAUGGGGGAGAGUAGUGAGGACAAUUUCAAGCACAUUUUUCGGCAACAGCAACAACACCAACAGGAACAAGUACAGCAGCAACAACAACGGAUAAAUUCCACAUUAGCCAUGAAUCCGCAUCACAAUGCCUCAUCCACCUCUGCCGUCGCCAUACAUUCCUCCAACCCCACCAUCACAACAAGUGGUUUCGAGCAAUACGAAACAACGGGAUCUCUAAACGGAAGUACAUACUCCAGCUCGGAUCGCGAUGAAAUGGAAUACACACGCCAAUCAACCGCCUCUGGCAGCAGUUACCUUUUUCCCAAUGAGGAUGAGCUAAGUGGUGCCGGCGGCGAUACCAAUGACGGCAGCAAAGAAUUUCGCAAACCUCGCCGCCGCACGAAACGCAAGGCAAGCAAAUCCGAAGAUACCGAGGACUUUCAUACCCAGCGAAUCAUGGCAAAUGUGCGGGAACGCCAAAGGACCCAAAGUCUAAACGAUGCUUUCAAAUCCUUGCAGCAGAUCAUACCUACCCUGCCCAGUGACAAGCUGAGCAAAAUACAAACUCUCAAACUAGCAACCAGAUACAUUGACUUCCUGUGCCGCGUACUGUCCACCAGUGAGAUCGGUCUGCUGAAGGCUUUGGAUGCCAAUGGCAUGCAAGGCAAUGGCUUCGCCAUGGGUGCGGCCUCCAUACUCAACGAUGCCGAGGCGGACCUAAAGAAUCUGCGGAGAGCCGCCGUGGCCCCCAUGAUUCCACCAGAGAAACUGAGUUAUCUAUUUGGCGUUUGGCGAAUGGAAGGCGACGCCCAGAAUAGCAAAUCCUAGAUCACCCCAACUGCAACUGCAACUCUACGAGUCCGAGCCAUCUGAACUUCCAGCAAAAUGCAACUCUGUGCUGCACAGUGCGACACUUGUUAUACUUUCCAUUUAGUAUUAACUAUUUUAUACGAGCAAAACCACUUAGUCUUUAGCGAUGUACAUACCUAUCUAUGAAUAUGAAUAUUUUUAAGUCACACCCACCCACACCAUCCCCCUCUACAACCUAGCCAUUUUCAUGUUGUAUGAUCUAAGUUGAGAUACCUAUAUCCAUUAAAAUAUUUUUUAUUGCCUUUUUUAGGAAUUUUUAGCUUGUAAGAUUUUUAUAUUUAUAUGAUGUGAGGAAGAUACUGUUCGGCUAUGUGUUAUUACGAUUUAAGUUAGCGAGUGCCGGGGAAGGGGGUCCGGCAAGUUUUACUAUGUGAAACGAAUACCCCUAAUGUUAGUUUAAACUUUAAUGCCGUUAUGCCGCUUUCUUUGAGGAAAUCAUUGUCCAACACCAGAAGAAACAAAACAACGCAUAAACAAAUGAAGCAAAGAGCGAGAGAGAGAGAAAAAGCGAAGCAAAACAUAUACAAAUAAACACAAACAGAAUUGUUAACACGCAAA
Messenger RNA from Stomoxys calcitrans (stable fly), 2359 nucleotides. Its product is annotated as protein twist. NCBI's taxonomy places the organism in Eukaryota, Metazoa, Arthropoda, Insecta, Diptera, Muscidae. The record is from RefSeq and is a predicted model, not a curated record. Gene Ontology annotation, biological process: developmental process; regulation of transcription by RNA polymerase II. Gene Ontology annotation, molecular function: RNA polymerase II transcription regulatory region sequence-specific DNA binding; protein dimerization activity; DNA-binding transcription factor activity, RNA polymerase II-specific. The transcript has 2 exons. Bases 215 to 1759 code for a protein of 514 amino acids.